CUUACUCCCCCCCCUCUUACCCCCCUCCCCCCCUCAUUUGCUACCGGUUCACAGAUCAUGGGAAGCUACACGUUUCGAUGGCCGCACAGUGCCAACGAGGUGUACGUAACCGGCACCUUCGAUGACUGGGCGAAGACCGUCAAGCUGGACCGGACGGGCGACGUUUUCGAGAAGGAGAUCCACCUGCCGUGGAUGACGGAGAAAGUACACUACAAGUUCGUCGUUGACGGCAUCUGGACGACCGAUCCCUCCUCCCCAGAAGAAGACGACGGCAGCAACAACAUCAACAACGUCCUAUACCCUCACCAGAUUCAACCCGAUUCCGCACCUGCCUCGCACCCUGACGCUGCCAUCAUGUCCGGCGUCACCCCAGAGUCGACCACCGCAGGCCUAGCCGGGAAGGUCCCCCGCGAACUGGGCGACACCACCAUCUCGUCCGCUGCCCCGGGUUCCACCACCGCCGGCCUUGCCAGAAAUGUUCCCUACGAACAGAGAUCCACCGUGCCGGGGACCUUCCCGGACACCCCGCGGGACGGCGGCGAUGCGAAGCAGUUCUCCGUCAACCCCAUCCCCGCUUCGAGCGGCUCCGGUAAUCCCAUCCACCUCAAACCCGGCGAGAAGGUGCCCGACCCGAGUACCUUCAACCCCAACACGGUGCAGUCGACCGUCCGCACCGACCCGGCCGCCUACUACCAGGAUGCCUCCGCCCCGCUGACCGGCGGACCGGCCACCUUCGCGGGGGCCUCCACCCUGCCGCCCCCCUCCCAGUCCCAGCACAUGAUCCCAGAGUCGAGUCUUCCCAUGGGGACCGGGAGCCUGGGCUACGACCCGGCCACCAUCCAGUCGGCGGCCCCCGACUCGACCACGGCGGCCCUGGCCGCGGGGGUGCCGCUCGAAUCCCGGCGCCAGACCACCACCGGCGGAGGGCCGGCCCGUGACGUGCCGGACGUGGUACAGCGGUCCAUGAGCGAUGCCCACAAAGACCCCGAGGCGGCGGCCUACGAGGAGGCGGUCGAUGAGAAACGGGAGGUGGAGCAGGAGCUCCAGAGGAAGGUGACCCGGGAGGAGUCCGCGGGGACCCCGGCGCCGACCUUCACGGCGGCCACGUCGGCCACCGCGCCGGGAAAGCGCUCGGGUGAGGCUCCCGACUUGGAGAAGGUGUCGCCGUCUAGCAGUUACCCCGCCGCGGGACCGACCGUCACCAGCGGGCCCCGCACCGAGACGACCCCAGCUGUGUCGCAGCCGUCCCAGGCGGGACCGGCGGGCGCCUCGUCCACGCAGCAGACGGGCCCUUCGGAGCGACUGGGUGGUGCUCAGGCGCAGCAAUCGGUGGGUUCCCAGGCGCAGCAAUCGACGAGCGCUCAGGCGCAGCAACCGAUGGGCUCCCAGGCACAGCAGUCGGUGGGUUCCCAGGCGCAGCAACCGAUGGGUUCUCAGACCCAGCAGCCUAUGGGUAGCCAGGCGCAGCAACAAAUGGGCUCCCAGGCCCAGCAGCCAACGGGUACCCAGGCCCAGCAACCGACAAGUGCCCAGACCCAGCAACCAACAGGUACCCAAGCCCAGCAGUCCACAGGCCAGACCAACCAAGCGGGCGGAGGAACCAACGGGACCACGGGCAAGGACACCGUGCAGCAGGGGGCCAAAGAAGCCAAGAAGAAGCGCGGAUUCUUCAGCAAGCUGAAGGAGAAGUUCAAAUAGCCUGUUCUCAUCCUCACCUUGUUUCUUUCCAUUGUUAAUCCUUGUCUAUACCUUAUGUUUAUGUCUGAUGUUUAUUCUUGUGUGUUUCGGAGGAUAUUGGUUAUGCCAUUGGACGCAGCACUGUUCGU
Messenger RNA from Aspergillus candidus, 1826 nucleotides. Its product is annotated as carbohydrate-binding module family 48 protein. Gene Ontology annotation, molecular function: protein kinase binding. The record is from RefSeq and is a predicted model, not a curated record. The transcript has 3 exons. Gene Ontology annotation, biological process: signal transduction. Lineage: Eukaryota; Fungi; Ascomycota; Eurotiomycetes; Eurotiales; Aspergillaceae. The coding region runs from base 58 to 1698 and encodes 546 amino acids. Gene Ontology annotation, cellular component: nucleotide-activated protein kinase complex; cytoplasm; nucleus.